AUGGACAACUCAGACUACGAUUCACGUGUCUCCGACAUGAUAUAUUCGGGUCCGUACGAGGAAUGUAAGUAUAAAAACGGAAAACCAAGAGAUCCACUAAACACUAUGGUAGAACAGGCAAAUAUUACUAGGCGACAAGUAGCACACCUGAUGGGAGAGGAGAAGUUGGAUAGAAAACUACAUGUUCCGAGUCCUAAAGUAGCAUCCCUCUACUGCCUACCAAAAGUCCAUAAAAACCCGUUAGCUACGCGUCCUAUUUCGUCCAAUAUCUGCACACCCACUGAAAAAAUGGCUGCAUGGCUGGUAGAUGAGCUGAGAAAGUACCCGGUGACACAGGGGAAAAGCGUAAAAAACUCCGUAGAAUUGGUUAAGCAGGUGGAGAAUCUGGAAAUCCGUAGGGGGGAAAUCCUAGUAUCCUUCGAUGUGACUGCCCUGUUCCCAAGUGUACCUGUGAAUGAAGCCAUAAAAUACUUGCGCACACACCUAGAACGUUACCGCGCCCCCCCAAAUCGCAUUGAGGCCUAUAUGUCAGUGGCCGAAUUAUGUAUGAAACAAAAUUUGUUUAUGUUCAGAGGAAAAAUUUAUAAACAGGUCUUCGGUCUAAGUAUGGGUAGUAAAUUGUCUCCACUGUUAGCCGAAAUUUUCAUGUCCAAUUUCGAGGCUGAAGCUGAAGGAAAUAAACUCUUCCCUCGGAUAUGGAAACGGUAUGUGGAUGACAUUUUUGCUUUGGUGAAGGAACGCACGCUAACACAGACUCUCGACUUUCUUAACUCACGGCACACCACAAUCAAGUUCACGAUUGAAAAAGAAGUCGAAGGAAAACUUCCUUUCCUUGAUUUACUUAUUACACGGAAGGAUAACAAUAAGCUAAAAUUUGGAAUCUAUCGAAAGCCAACUUCAACAGAUCGUUACAUCACAGCUGACUCGAACCAUUUCGGUGGUCAAAAACAGGCCGCUUUUCAUUCCAUGGCCCAUCGCAUCUUCAACAUACCGAUGGAAGAACAAGAGUUUUUAGCAGAAAAAUAA
Wyeomyia smithii (pitcher-plant mosquito) is the source of this 1026-nucleotide messenger RNA. RefSeq lists its product as uncharacterized. The coding region runs from base 1 to 1026 and encodes 341 amino acids. The transcript has a single exon. The record is from RefSeq and is a predicted model, not a curated record. Lineage: Eukaryota; Metazoa; Arthropoda; Insecta; Diptera; Culicidae.